ACUUGCAUUAUUAGAACAGGGUUCAGCAGUGGAUGGGAUGGCGUUGUCAUUUGGUCAGACACAAAAUGAAGAAGAAGCGAUGCCAGUGGUGACAGUACUAACCGUUGAUGUAUCUGAUUCUGUAAUAGACCAACUCAAUAAUGAAAGGAGGCAGGAAAAGAAACAGAGAGAUCAAGAGGCACUUGUAAUUUCUCAGGACGUGACUAAAAUUCCUGAGGUCACAGACAUGUUAACUUCAGAGCAAGACUUAUCACAAUCUUAUAAGACUAGUUCUGAGAGCAUAGGUUCAGCAUAUUGCGUCUUAUCAAGUUAA
Molecule: messenger RNA, 313 nt
Organism: Dentiscutata erythropus
Lineage: Eukaryota; Fungi; Glomeromycota; Glomeromycetes; Diversisporales; Gigasporaceae
Source: the annotation of a GenBank genome assembly